Molecule: messenger RNA, 1368 nt
Organism: Danio rerio (zebrafish)
Lineage: Eukaryota; Metazoa; Chordata; Actinopteri; Cypriniformes; Danionidae
Source: RefSeq, a predicted model, not a curated record
UCAAUGGGACAGGGAAGUGACAGCAAGUUCAGCAGCAGCAGGAGUAUUCCAGUCUGAUUUAAAGCUCCUUUUUAAAUACACCACUUAACUUUCCUCGCGGAAUGAGCAGGUGUCGCAGCAGUAGUGUGCGUCAGAUCUCCAUCUCCUCUGAGCCUCAGCGCUGUUUCUUCCUCAAGUUGGAAUGGGCUGAAGAUCUCGGCUCCGGCUUCGUCAUCUUUCUGUGUGAUGGGGAAUCUGCCUGGAGCGGUGAAGUUUCCGAGGAGGACGUGUCGCGGGAGGCUCGUGAGAUGGAGAUGGAGCGUGAUCGGUAUGUCUGUGACCUGCAGCUGGCCCUGACCGGAGCACCAUCAGGAUCUGGAGCUUCAGAUGAGGGUGAAUUUACCUUCCAGCUGACACCUGAGCGGCCCGGACGACCCCAACUGCAGCUGUCUUAUGAGAAGGUGCAGAAGGACAUCUCGUUCAGGCUGGGCGUGGUGGAUCUGCAGCCGGUGCCGGAGCCCACUGAAGUCAUCCGGGAGCUCAUUACUCACGGCCUGGAGCAAAGCUCACGUCUUCAGGCCUCAAACCAGCACCUGUUGGAGGAGAACCAGAAGCUGAGGAGAGAACAGCAGCACAUCACUGAAGAGAUGGAACGAUACGUGAAGGGAAAGGAGGCGUUAGAGAGAGACCUGUACAGCCGCUUUGUGCUGGUCCUCAAUGAGAAGAAAGCCAAACUCCGAGCCCUGCAGCAGAGGGUCCGAGAGCUGGAGGAGGCUGAGGAGGAGAGAUCACCGAGAAAGAAAAAGGCAGAUAGUGAAGAUCAUGAAGCGGUGGAGGCGGCAGCAGAUAAGAGUCCUGAUGAAGAGAGUGAUUAUGGAGGAAGUACGGAAGAUGAACAGGAAGCAGAACCCAAACGCCUCGACCCAAAACCUCCUACAGAAGAGAUGCCAGAAUGCAGCCCGAUGGAUGACAGUCUGAAUGACAUCACAGACGUGGCUCCGUGCCGUAAACGCCGCCAUCGGCACCUGCAGCAACUCGAGGCUCAAGCCAAACGCAAAACGCUGGAGCAGCAGCACAGAUCCAGAGAGAAGCCGGUGGAAGAAACCAAAGCUGCGACCAGCAGAACGUCAAGUGUCCCGGUGAAGCCUGCAAACACUGCUGCAAACCUUGAUCCAGAUGAGCUGUUUGAUGAUAUAUGACGCUCUAAUGAUGAGCAUGACUACUGUUUUUAAACUAGAGGAGAAAUAAAAUUGUCAUUUUAAAAGUAUUUUAUAGUCUAACCCUGCUACAAUAUUACGUUUAAAGAAGGAACACUAUUUUUGUAACAACAGUACAAUGUUUAAUGAAGAUGUAAGGUGUUGAUAAAGAUAAUAAAUGUGGAUGAGGUUG